AUGGAAAUAAAUUCAACUGGGACUGCUUCGAAUGAGACGGUUUUAUCGAGAACUUUGCAAAUCCCAUCAACUCCAAUUACAAUCGGUCUAACAGCUGGAUUAAUGUGAGUUUUUCUUGGGGUAAGUACGGAGAUCUCUGAGUAAUCAUAAUGAAACUUCCCUAAUAUGAAGUCAAAAAUAUUUAAAGAGAUUUUGGAAAUUUUUGACCGCGUUAUGCAGAAUUUUGGGGCUUAAAAAAGAUCUUUGAAACUGUCAGGAUUUUUUGAAAUUUGUUUUUUUUUUUGAUGAAUCAGUGCAAUAUUAUUCGUCCAAAAAUUACUUUUCCACUACGGGUUUAUCGUAUUUUUAAUCUAUGUGAGUGUUUUCUGGUGUAAAAUAUGAAUAAUAUUGGUUAAUCUGGCCUCACUCUUUGUCAGGAAAUUUGUGUAAAUAAGUUAAAUCUGCAAUUUCUCAAGAAUUCUGGAAGUUUUCAUAUUGGUUUUUGCAGAAUUAACCUAGUUCUGCGGCUUUGAAAAUCAAAAAAUCUCAUUUUUCGAAAUAUUGAAAUUUUAAUUUUUGAUGACAUAGGGCAACAUAAUCAAUCAAAAAAUUACCUUUUCAGCGGUGUUUACUGUCUUCUUGGAAUCCUAUCCAGCAUUUUGAACCGGGAUCGUUUCAAGGACAAACGAUGUGACUGUGAUGGAUGUAAAUAUGCGGAAGAGAGCACUCAGAAUACGACAACUGGACAGGCAAAUCGGCAAAUCAAGUGUACUUAUUUGUGA
Bursaphelenchus xylophilus (pine wood nematode) is the source of this 761-nucleotide messenger RNA. Lineage: Eukaryota; Metazoa; Nematoda; Chromadorea; Rhabditida; Aphelenchoididae. The record is from the annotation of a GenBank genome assembly.